Leptinotarsa decemlineata (Colorado potato beetle) is the source of this 812-nucleotide messenger RNA. RefSeq names its product Innexin family member shaking B (gene shakB). Gene Ontology annotation, cellular component: gap junction; plasma membrane. The record is from RefSeq and is a predicted model, not a curated record. Gene Ontology annotation, molecular function: gap junction channel activity. NCBI's taxonomy places the organism in Eukaryota, Metazoa, Arthropoda, Insecta, Coleoptera, Chrysomelidae.
UUUAUCAAGUUGUAAAAAUAAAAUUAAGCACAUUUUCGAACUAGUGGUAGGUCUAGGUGAGUCGGAUAAAGAUCUAUUAUUUUCUCCGUCAAUGACUCGUAGUACAACUCAAUAUUUUGAAUUUCUAUAGUAAUUUGUAAUUGUGAUGAAAUAUGAUGUACGUUGUGCUGUGUUAAGUGGGGAUCUCCAAUUAUGAAAUUAUCAGUAGAGGAAUAAGAAAAUCCUACUGUCUCAAUGGAAACGUGUCAAAAACAUAGUUUGUAAUGGGUAAGCCCAAGCCACAACGGGUCAUUCACAAACCCCACCUUCACCAGAAUUUGAGAUUCAGAAAAUUCCACAAGUACCAUCCCGAAAGUAGAUCGCACAGAAAAGCCACCCGUAGAGGAAACCGUGACAUGGAUAUACAUCGGAAUCUUCUCACAGGGAUUCACAAUCUCACGCAGGCGACGAAUGGCCUCACCAUUGAUUCUCUUGUAUUUAGACUGCACACCAAUGCAACUGUACUUUUACUGGUAAGCUUUUCCAUUGCAGUAACCACAAGACAAUACGUUGGACACCCGAUAGAUUGUGUACAUAUAAGGGACAUUCCUGAAGAUGUGCUGAAUACAUAUUGCUGGAUACAUUCAACAUUCACAGUGAAAAAUGGUUCGUAUGAGAAACAAACAUCUGAAUAUUCCCUGAUACCCAACAUUCAGACAACAGGGGAGCACCCCAUAAAACAGAUCAAGUACUAUCAGUGGGUGGAAAUGUUUCUUAUUAUACAGUUAUCUCCUGAUGAUGCUAACAUGGUUGACGAGACGAGCGUCGAGUGA